AUGGAAGGCUCAAGUGCAGAAAAUGGAGAGAAACAUACAGCUGAAAAAAGGGAAGGCCAAGAAAAUAACAAGGAUGAAAGCUUUCGGCAGGAAAUUGAGGACAUUGUGCGAGGUUUCAUAAUCGAGAAAGACAUUUUAGCUCAGAGCCACGAAGAAGAAAUCAACCGCAUGAAACAACGCUUUGACCUAGAAAGAAAACAGCUUCUGAAACAAUUGGAGAUGGAAAAAGAACAAAUGAUUGAAACUUCUAGGAUAGGUGAAUCAGAGAAAGAAGUAAGCUUCGCGCUCUCGAAUGCAUUUGUUUCUGAAGCUGGGCGAAUGCAAUCGUUUUCUCACACCUCUGGAGAGGGAAAUCAGUUUGUAAGUGGUUUUCAUCGACAGUCAAACGGUGGUCUUGACAUUGAUGAUGUAGAUUCCAAUUUAAUACGUGAAAUUGCCGAGGUCUACCUUAGAAUAAACAAUGGUACUCUGACAAGUCAAAUGCGUCCCGAGUUAGACCUCGAAGAUAAAUACGAGAGAGAACGAGAGGCGUUAGAAAGAUCAUUUCACUUGGAGAAAAGGGAGAUCAAACGAAAACUUGAAGAAGAUUGCUAUAGAAGGCUGGAACAAGAGCGCAUAAAAUACGAGGGGAACAUAGCGGAUUUAAAGACGACGAUUUCCGAGCUUCAGUGGCAAAAAAGGGAAGCAGAAAACCUCAUGAGGCAUGAGAAAGAAAAAUGGGAAAUGAAUACAGAAAGGGAUAAAAAUGAAACUGAAAAAAGACAUUUGCAGGUUGUCCAAGAAACUAGACGAAAAUUAGAGGAGAAGCACAGUAGUGAGCUUGAAAAGCAAAGAAAAAGAUACGAGGAGAAUAUUUCGGAUCUACAGACUGACAUUUCUAAGUUAACAAUGCAACUGAAAGAACUAAAUGAGAAUCUCAAUCAGGAAAAAGAAAUCAUAGUGACCAAGUUCGAGAGAGAGGUCAAGGAAAUGGAACAAGCGUUUCUGGAACAGAGGAAUUCGUUGAAGGCCAAUUUCGAAGCAGAAUUCAUGAUGCGGAUAGAGAACGAGACGUCACUACUCAAAAGUCUAAACAUCAAGUUAAAAGAAGAUUUGGAAAACAUGGAGAAAGAAAAGAAAGAAGUAGAGAAGAGAGGAAAGGAAGACAAAAGGAAACUCGAGGAAAGAUUUGAAGAGGAGAUAUCAGAAAUGGAGCAACGGCACUCUGAAGAAAAACGCGCGUUAAAACUAAAACUUGAAGAGAGAUACCAGCAAGGGCUUGUCAGGGAAAAGGAAGCACUAGAGGAAACAGUUCAUGAGUUAAGCGAGGAAGUAGCACUUCUUAAACAAGAGAAUGCGCAAAUGGAAAUUACAUUUGCAGAAAGAAGGGAUGAAUUACAGAGACGACUAGACAUCGAGAGAGAGGAGAUGCAAAGGGAGGCAGCUAACAAUAGCGAAGAGAUUCGGAUGCACGUUGAAAAGGAGCUUUCUCAAAAGUUCAUGCUUGAACAAGAGACCCGAGACGAUACGUUCCGACAUCGGGAACGCGACGUACUGGUAAUUCAGGCAAAGUAUGAUGACCUUGAGAUGCAACUGAAUGCACUGUGUCAAGAGCGAGAGAUGCUGCUCAGAGACAAAGUGAACCUGGAAGAAAAUCUAAAAACUAAGGAGAAGAGAUUGACGGAAUUGAACAGUGAAGGAAUCUCGGGAGGAAAUCAGGACAAGAGCUCAAAAAUCAAGGAAUUAAUCAGAGAGAAAGACAACCAGUUAGCAGGCGUUAAGUUCGAGAACCAGCAACUAGAGUUGAGCCUUUCAGCGAUGAGACGCGAAAAAGUUGAUAUGGAAGAUGAGAUAGUAAAUCUAAAGCGACGAUUGUCUAAUUCCGUGCAACAGUUUGGCAGCUUCGGAGACAAUGUCAGCAGUGAUUUGAAGUCUUUACAAGAAAAGACGAGAAGAAAGGAUGAACAGGAGCUAAGCUCCCUGCAGCGUGACAAGCACGAACUUGAAAUUCGUCUCUCCUCCGUACAGCGUAAGAACGAUGAAUUAGAGGAUGAACUUGCAAGUUUAAGACGCAAAAAGCUAGAAGUCGAGGAUGAAAUAUCUGCUUUAAAACGAGAUAAAGCUGAGUCCGAUAAUCAAGUGACUUCACUAAUAAGGGACAAAGCUGAACUUGAAGAGCUGAUAACGAAUUUAAAGCGAAAACAAAGCAACCUAGAAGAUACCAUGUCCGCUAUGAAGAGAGAAAAGGUGGAACUUGAGUACGAGGUUUCCGUUCUGAAACGCCACAACUCCACCAUGGAGAUCGAAGUUCACAGACUUUUCAACGAUCAGCAGGAAAAUUCACACCCUAUUUAUCACAAACAUGAACAUGAACAUGUUUCGCGCGAUAAUACGUACGGAAUCAUCAAUGCACGUGCUGGGGAGAUAAAGUCUCAAUCCAAAGAUAAUUCGGUUUUUGACGAUCGAGAAGACAGCUCAGACAAUGGAAGGAAAGUAAGUGAAAUGAACAAGGUGGUCUCAGAUUUAACAAGGCAACAGCAUGAGUUAGAGAGCUCUAUAAGACGACUAAGCGAAGAAAAGGCUGAUCUAGAAAAGGAUUUACACAUGCAGCUAGAAUACAGACGCAAUGUGUUGCAUCAAGAGACCGAAAGUCUCAAAGUGAGGGAGGAAAAUGAAGCCAGUUGGGUUCCCCAGCGACAGAAAGAUGCUUUGGAAAGACGAAUAGUUUCACUGAAGGAGGAACAAGCCGAACUUGAGAGCAAAGUGUCCCAGCAUCACAAAGAAGUGAAGAGUCUGGAAGAAAAACUCGAUAAUUUGAAAGAUGAACGCGCUACGCUGGAGAGCGAUGUCAGGACUUUGAAACAUGAAAGACAAAGCUUUUCGAAAAUGAUUGAAAAUGCUGAAAAAGGCCACACAGCUGAAACGAGAGAAGGCAAAAGGAAAAUGCAAUUGAGCAGCCACCGAGGUAAGGAUGAAAAGACUGCAGUAGCCAGCAACGAGCAGCAAUUUACCGUUUUGAGCCAAGAGAGAGAUGCAAUUCGAGCGGAGCUAACCACUUUAAAGAAGCAAUUUGCGAUGCUUAAAACAGAAGUCUCGACAAAGUCCAUUCACAGGGAUAUUAUUGACAUUGACGAAUAUGAUAUUUCAGAGCUGAAAGGAAUUCGCGUUGAGAUUGAGAGAGAAAUUGCUGUUCUCAGAAGGAGAAAAACGGAGUUGGAAGCGGCUAUCGGUGAAGUGCAAGAGGAUACGAGACGGGAAGAAUACGAACUAAAAAAUAUGCGAAAAGAAAGAAUGGAACUUGAGCUCCAGAUUACAGCUUUGAAGAGCCAAAAUACAAGGCUGGAGGCCGAGGGAUCAGUGUUAAAAGAUGAGCGAAAGAAAAACGAGUGCGAAGUAGAUGGUUUAAGGAGGGAGAAAGCUAAUCUGGAGAAAGAGAUAUUUAGUUUGCAGAUCAGAGCCCUCCAAUUUGAAAGCACAGGAACAGGAUCUGAAGGGUAUUCGACAAAAUAUAAGAAACAGCAAGAUGAGAAAGACAUCGAAAGACAAAGAAAGAAACAAGACGCGAUCAGUUUGCAAAGCGAAACAGACAAACUUGUGACUGAAAAAAAUAACUUAGAAAAGAAAAUGCUAAGUUUGCAAAGCGAGCAGCGCAGUCUUGAGGAUGAGUCACGUGAUUUAAAAGAACAGCAAAGCAGAGAUCACUACGAGGUAGACAGGCUAAGAAGAGAAAAACUUAAUUUGGAAGAAGAUGUUGUUAAUUUGCAAAGCGACAAGCGUAGAGAAGAAACUGAGAUCUCCUUGUUAAGAGAGAAGCGAUACAAAGAGGAAAGCGAUGUCCAAAGGCUAACCCGAGAAAAAACAGACUUGGAGAAAGAUAUAUUGAGCUUACAGGUCGGAAAAGAAAGACUUGAAAGCGCCACUCCAGUGGGUGAACGUGUUUGGAAAGAGAACAGCGAUGAUUUAACUGGUUUACGGGCAGCACUACAGGACUUGACCGAAAAUGUAGAGAGCUUCAAAAAGCAGAAGGAAGAACUACAGUCCGAGAUAACAAGGAUAGAGGCAAUCAAAAAACACGACGAGGAAGAACUACGAGCUCUUCGGCAGGAAAAGACAGAGAUGGAAAUCGUCUUAUCGAGAUUGCGGGUGGAAUGUAACAUCGAAGGACGGGAAGAAGACAGUCAAGAAGACUCCCAAUUUAACAUACCACAUUCCCAGGUAACUAAUGCAGCCAAACUUUAAGAACCAGUUACCCUUGGGUAAAUCUAAAUUGAUGAGUAUCAUUGUUGCUUUGUCCAAAAUUGGAAAACCCAUCGAGCUCGAAAAUUGAAGCGUGUAUUUGCACAAGGCGGCGACAAACGCACAGGGGACCCGAAGCAGUAAACCUUAACGAUCAUCGUUGUUAAUCUUGCUCGUUUGGACACUCUUACUAAAUAUUAUUUGGUUAAUAUGGUUUCAUCGGUUUUUCCUUCUGUUAGUGCAUAUGUAACAGGUUUGACUUGACAAGAAGAAUAUAAAUUACUGCACUACACAAAAUGGAAUAUUGAAUUCCCUCACCUAGGGGCCAUAAGCAAAUCCAUUGCAGUGCUUUUCUGUAACAAAGUGGCUGUUUUAAACCAGGGAAGAAAAACUGGGACAUGAUCUGCUAAGAUAAGCAAUGCCGUAAAUCAGAAAAAAAAAGCAAGGUUAAAAAAAGAUGAAAGGCCACGACUUUUAAAACUUAAACUGACAAACCAAUUUUCCUUUACGCCUCUUAUUUUAGGCGCAGCUGGGAAAGAUCAAGGAAGGGCUAUUAGAGGAAAUAACAAAGAUUCAGACAGCCAAGAAUCAAGAAGAAAACGAGCUACAAAAGCUGCGACAACAGAAGUUAGAAAUGGAGGCUUAUAUUUACCAGUUACAGGGUGAAAGAGGGCGUUUUGAAAUGGAAAGAGAGCGAUCUGAGCUGGGACCGCGUGAAAAGAUGAGGGAUGGUAAAUAUUUGACAGAUGAUGAUACGAAAUCAGGUAGUGUUUUACUUCAUGAUGGAGUGAAAAGACAAGAGGGGGAUACCUUACAUAAUUCCCCCCUAGUCUCAGCCAAUACAUACAACCUCAGUUCCUACAGUCCAGAAGCCGCUUUGAUCAAUAAUUCUUACUCCUACAACCCUCACCUUGCCUUCAUUCAAACGGACGAGAUAAACGGAUUUGGAGGUUCUAUGUCAAGCAAAGAUUCCGUCAAAGAAGAUAACGAUGUGAUCUCCAUGAAAAGAGAGAGAAGCGAGCUAGAAAGCCAAGUCAAUGAUCUACGAAUACAAUUGACACAAUUACAGACAGAAGUUACAAGUUUAGAAAACAGAAAAACUAUGCUAGAAACAAUACAUGGCAGCUAUGUCUCUGAAAGUACGAAGACGGGACAGAUGAAUGGGCGAGGAGUAGGUGUUGACUCUGAUGUGGAUUUGGAAAUUACAAAGACCAUCACAGAGGUAACGAAAAUAAAAAAAGUAGCUACCUCUGAAAACAGUUCGUUUGUUACACCAUGAAUGCAGAAAUAUCACUCAAAAGCAUUGAGUUCUCUAAACACCUGGGAAAGACAAAGUCAUAAAAGUAAGAAAGGAAAAAACUGCUCAUGGAAUAGCUUUUCACAUCUCUCAAGUGUUUUGAGAUUUAAACGGGCUUGCUUAAGUCAAAAAUGUACUGAUGAUAAGUAAAAGAUACAUUUUUUUCUGAAACAUUUGACUUAAUUCUUUGUGCACACUUAUUGAUGACCUUAGUCAUGUGUAUUUUAAUGUUAACUGGAUUUAGGAGAUGGGGAAUGUGCACUGCAGCAAUGCAAUGUAUAACCACCACACAUGCCCAAACAAUAACAGCAUUAAGGCUCAUCUCUUAUGUUUAAGCCAUCACAAAAGCAUCAAGAGUUACUAUGGUAACUGUGAUUUUAUUUCAUUGAACUACAGGACAGGAGAGAUUUGCUAAUCCAGGAAUAUGAAGAGCAGAUUCGAGAGCUCAGGCAGAAAAAGGUGGAAUUGGAACAGAAAGUGAGUGUCUUGGAAUGGCAGCUUGAAAAUAUGAAACAGAAGUUAGAACUUCAGGAAAUCAGUCACAGACGAGAGAUUAGCAGUUUAAAUGAGAAGGUAAGUUACUGAACAUUUUUAAAUGAAUUGGCCUAUUAGUGAAAGCACUAACUGGAAAAUAAUGAUGAUAAUAAAUAAUAACAGAAAUAAUAAUGAUGACGAUGAUGAUGAUGAUGACAAUGACAAUGACAAUGAGGAUGAAGAUGAGGAUGAUAAUAAUUAACAAUUAUUCUUUGAAAUCGAGGAGAAUAGUGGCUGAAUAUUUACCAAGCUGUGAGGCGGUGAGGUAAAUAUUCCUAAAGCCACUAUUCACCGAGAUUGGAAAGAAUAAUAAGUAUUGUUUUAGUAUAUACACACAAAGCGAUCUCAACAAAAUCAGAGAGGAAACCGUUAAAAAGUAUGAUUUGAUUGACAGAUCAAAUCACUCAAAAGUUUAAAAAUAGAUUUUUGUAGAAUUUUCAAACAUGGCAAUUCACAAGCUUAUCACUUCGCAAACAACAGUAUAAUGGCUUAAAUGGAACCGUUAAAAGCUUGAAUUGUUUCCUUACCUGAGAAGAAAAGUAGAACUUUGUUGUUUUCUGUUGACUCGCCAAGUUUAUAGCCAAAAAGGUUUCUUGUGUCGUUCUUCGCAUGACAUUCUGACAAAAAUGGUGGCUCGGUUCCUCGCGGUAAGACGUCGUCUUCAUAUAGCAUUCUUUCUCCUAUUUACUUGAAACAUAGAAUUUCUGCAAACGUUUGCUUUCAAAUUUUUUUGUCACAAAUAAACUUCAAUUUUUGGGCCAAAUUUUUGUUGUUAGGACACGCUGACUUCACGAAAUGGCCUCUUCUACACGAAUAAACGGGAGUUGUAAACAAUCCAUUAACCACAAAAUUCAACUACAGUAAAUGGAAAAACAUUGUUUUAAAUCCCUCAAAGUCUUUUCUUGCCUAAAAAAAAAAGUCAACCCUAGGAUUUUGUCGACUUUUAAAAGAUCAUUCUCUAAAAAAAUGGGUAAAAAACCUUGCUCACACAUUAUUCACUUGCUAGGAGGUGAAUAUUGUUGAAUAGUCGAACCAAUCAGAUUGCUUUAUUACCAAGAUCACUCAGUGUGUAUAUACGAAUGAUAAAGAUAAUGACAAUGACAAUUAUGAUAAUGCUUUGCUAAUGCUAAUUAUGCUAAUGCUAAUGAUAAUGAUGAGGAUAAUGAUAGUACAAUAACAGUACUAGGUAUCUUUAGUCUUAACUCGUUUUGCUGGGUAGCAAUCUCACCUCUAAAAAUGCAUGUCUCACUCCAGAACCAGUCUCUGAAUGGUUACCAUGGCACAGAGAGAAAAGAUGACACCCUCCGUGAAUUUUACCAGAAGCUUUCGUAUUUCCUGAUGUCAGGUGAACACAGCAACAAGGAAAUCAUGGAGGAGAUUGAAAGGCAGAUUUCAAAUCUACAACAGAAGGUGAAUGUCAUUUAUUUCUGCCAUAACCAUAGAUUCUGACACACAGUGGCGACCUGUCCAAGCAUAAACAUAAUUCUUUGAGCAGAGCUGAAUAACUUGUUUUAACUUGUCAGUCCUCUGGUUGAUUACCUGUUUGUCAACCAAAGUUGCAGAAGGACCUGUAUCAGAAUUUGGGUCUGAUUUUAUGCUGCAAAAAAAUCAACAUCAGUCUGCCUGAUUGCUAUGUGCACCACAUCCUGGUGGUUUCUGAUCCCACUGUAAGCAAUUGUUGAAACCAAUCCCUGAGUUCAAAAGGCUGCUACCCUUAUUUCAUAUCAUGACCAGUCGAUUUGCACUCUUUCCAGUUUUUUAUUACACCACAUUAAGAGAUCACAACUAGUGGCAGCCUCUCAAACUUAGCAACUACAAUCGCACAAAAUGGGACUUUUGAAAUAGCCAAGUUCUGGCUCUGUCAGACAACGCCGGGAAGAGCAGCGUGCAAAGAAAGUAGUGUCCGACAGCCCGGGGCUAGUGGAUUUUGCUAUCGGGCUAGUGAAUUCUGUUUUUAACUUGCCCGACGGGCAAGUGAUGUUUUUUGAAGAAUUCGAAUAACAGAAGAACUGUGAAGUUAAUUCUGCUCGUCAAAAAGCUUUUGGGGCUAGUUGAAAUGACGUCUGGGCUAGUAAAUGCUAGCUUCAGCUUGCCCGAAUGGCAAGCUGUAAAAAUGAUUUUCUUUGCACCCUGAAGAGGGGAGUAAGAACUGGAAAAAAAAAAGGCGUAAAAACUGACAAAUGGGAAUCCGGUCGUUUCUCUCGAUCUGUAAUUAUCAUUCUUUAAACUUUACUGAAAAAAAGUAGCCGAAACCAUGCAAUUCCCUGCCUGUCGUUUAAUAUAACGUUGUUGUCCGCAUUUGGCUAAUCAAGAUAACGGCAACAAAAAUUCUUCUUACCCUUUUUUGCUACCUUGGUGUAGCAGCCUGAUUCCUGUGAGUUUGCCUGUCGUUUAAGUAAGAAUGGAAGCAAUUUUCGCGCAACCUGCAGAAAAAACGGCCUGAGCUUCUUAAAUUCAACAGGGAGCGUGUCGCUUGGGCUUGAUCUUGGGUUCCGAUCCAUGGGAAAAGCGACCAUUUGAUCUGUUUUUUCUCAGCAACUGCAGCCCUUAAGCAAUUCUUGUCAAAGUAGGUGUCUAAAAUCUGCCAAAAAGGAAGUAUUUUCUUCGUACACGACCACAUCCAUAACAUUCCGCCAUAUUUUUAUUUCCAAUAUCCCGCCGUGAAAAUGGCUGCGAAAAAACUGGUAACCAAUAAGACAGGCAGCAUGGCGAAGCGUGACAACUCUGUAACGCAAUUCGAUGUCUUUAAAUAAAGAAAGAAAAUAAAAUAAGCUAAAAUAAAUAAAUAAAUAAGUCAAUAAAUAAAAAGAAUGAAAUAAAUAAAUCACGCAACAUUUCUUAAUUUGCUUAUGAGCAAUGCAUUUUGUGUGUUGCAGGCAGAUUUUGAUUACGAGAACACAAAGGAGUCUCUGAGUUCGCCGUCCGUUAAGUUGGAAAAAGACAAGAUUACCUCAGAAAGUGAGGCAAGGCUGGCUAGAGAGUAUGCAAGCCAUUUGAAAGCACAGGUGAGAGACGCGAUAAUAGUGCGUUGUUGGUGCGAUUAAAUACAUUUUGAGCUACGGCCGUGAAAACGGGCAACAAAACGUGAAGCUUGUUUGGCAACACUUCGGCGAAACUAGUUGAAAAGGAAUUUAAUGUUCCGCGUUUUUCUACCCACGUUCCAACCUGUUUCGUAACAAAUCAGGUUGUUGCAAGUUGCUGAAUACUGACUUCCGAUUGGAUAAAAUUACGCGGGAGUCACGCUAUACACCGUAGUUACGUCACUUGUCUCAAAACAAGUCUGUCUUGGGCAGGUAAAACGCGCAACAUACAUAUACAGAUUUUGUUGCAAAAAGUAGUUUUACUAGAUCGUUACUUUCUGCAAAAUUUUUUCACAAUCUGCAACAAGCUGGUUUGCUGUAAGACAGGUUUGAUAUGUGGGUGGCGUGUAACAUCGCUAUUCAACUCGUUUUGCAGCAAUUUAAUGUUGCAAAACUACCGAAGUUGCACGUUUUUGCUGCACGUUUUACCAGUUUGUGCGUGGCCUUCUGCGCGAUGCCUUCUCUGCGUUAGGUCUCGGGUUCUAUUCCCAGAUGUGACCUCAAAUCCUUUCUUUUUUCGACUUCUUUCACUUAAUUUCCUUGUAGCUUUAAGUAACUUCAACAGACCAUAAUGUCAUCUUGGCAAACAAAAGAAGACAAAAGAAUUAUAUGUGCAUAAUAGUCGGGCGAUAUUGAAACUCGCGCUUAACCUUUGUACUGACCUGUAGUCAUCUCCAAGUUGAAAUGAUUUUGUUUGUUACAGAUGGAAACUGCAGAUAACCAACUCAAAACGUGCGAGAAAAUAAUUCAUCGGCUUUAUGGUGAAAACAACGAUCUCACGAAGGAAAACCUCAAUCUUGAAGGAAAGUUGAAGACUGCCUCUCGCUCCCAAGACAAGCUCCAACGUAAAAAGAUCCUUUUGCAAAAACUAGUGGAUAAACUUAGUCACCAUAUUGGAAAAGACGUACAGCACCAGUCUUUUUUAUUACUUGAGCUAGAUAAAGAUGUUUCUUUAUGAAAUGGACGGAAGGAGGAAUCGCUCUUUGACUUAAUUUUUGUUUUAACCCGACUCUUUUCUGAUGAGUUUCUGAGUCAUUCAGUCAGGAUAUUGGCCAGCUUUUAAGACUUCAACUUUCUAGUUCACUAUAAAAAGUUAUAUAUAGUCAUAACGAUUAAGCAAUCCACAAACGUUGGGGAGUAUAUAUGCGGGAGGAUCGAUGCAAACGCCCUUGCCCCAAUGCUGUGCUUUGCGCGGAGAAGGUUUGAAAACGCGCGAGAUCAGCUUACAACGCGCGUGUCUAACAGCAAUCUGGAGAUUAGGAUUGCGGGCACUUCUAGUUGCCCGCAAUAAAAUCUGACCUUCUUUUCACGGUCUUUCCGUAAAACGGAAGAAACUGGUACUGAAUGAUCAGCCCCCCACCCCCUAGUCUGUUGCGAGCCGAGCGCCAAUUCCGAAUAGUCGAAGACUGAAAUAUGAUGGGUUUUUUAAAAUAAGCAUUUUAUUCAUAAAACUUCUUUAUAGGAGUAAGGAAAGGCACAACUGUUCCUCUAAAGAAAAACUGUUUCUACUUUUAAAAUAACUAUGCUAUUGUUUUUGUCAUUGAAGUUUGAUUUUUUAGUUAUAAUUAUUGUCAGAAUAUUCGUACUUCUAAGUACUGAAAAAAAGAAUGCUUGCUGCAUUAUAUUCACAAGGUUUCUUUAAUUUCGACGGUUCACGUUGGUGCGUAGUACAUCAUUUAUUUAAGAUUCUUUUUAGGAUGACUGAACUGGGAUUAUGAUUUAUUUUCAAUCAGUGAUUUGAUUAAAAAUUGCCGGAAAAUCGCUUCACCGUAUCGGGGAUUUGGGAGCCAAACUUUUAGAAUUUUGAACAUUUACAUGUUCCUUAUCAGUGGAACUUUAUAAAUACAAUAAUGAAUUACGUCAGGUGUGAUAAAUUUUUUAUGUAAUAAAUAUUCGGGUACAUAGAUUAGGAGUCAUGUAGUCGUACUAAGCUGUUGUGCUCUUGUCUUGCUGGAAAUAAAUGAAACAAUUGGUUUAAAGUGAAGUUGUUUUACUUCUACAAUAAAGCAAAAAUCAC
Messenger RNA from Porites lobata, 11143 nucleotides. The record is from the annotation of a GenBank genome assembly. NCBI's taxonomy places the organism in Eukaryota, Metazoa, Cnidaria, Anthozoa, Scleractinia, Poritidae.